This is a messenger RNA of Humulus lupulus (European hop), 2568 nucleotides long. RefSeq names its product protein DA1-related 1-like. Lineage: Eukaryota; Viridiplantae; Streptophyta; Magnoliopsida; Rosales; Cannabaceae. The coding region runs from base 595 to 2235 and encodes 546 amino acids. The record is from RefSeq and is a predicted model, not a curated record. Gene Ontology annotation, molecular function: ubiquitin binding. The transcript is spliced from 12 exons.
CAUCCCUUAUUCAACCCAGAAUAGAAAGCUUUCAUGGGAUUUUUGACAAUUAGUGAAAUGUGGUUGAAAAAUGGUGGGAGGGCCCACAUGCAAAAGCACGAAGAGUUAGAAAUAAAGAAAGAAAAUUCUAACAUACCAAUACCACACACACUCACUAGUACAAAGCUUCAAACUUGGGUUUGAUUCCCUCUUUCCUCAGGUCCAUCUUUUUUGUGGCUUUUUAAGGAAGGUUGAAAAUCUCAAAUUCAGCAGUAGCUCAUCAACUUGUUAUAUAUAUAAAGUCUCCAUUGAUUUUUGCAACACUAAUUCAUUUCACCUUUUUCCCUUUUGGACUUGGAUUUGUGUAGGAUCCAAGUCCUAUCCUCCGCUCUUUUCAAUUUCUCUCCUUCUCUUAACCUCACUUUCUUUCUUCCACAAGAGAAUAGAGAGAAGAAAAUAUGUGAGGUUUUCUGGGCAUGGCGGAAAAUUGCUUUUUUUGGGGUUUAAUCUUUGUUUGGUGAUUAUACAUUCAUGGAAUUUAGAGAUUUUAUCUGAUCUGGGAUCCAUUAGAUUCUGCAGAUUCUUAAUCUAUUAUUGCAGGAACAAGUUCGCGUUAUGGGUUGGCUGAACAAAAUUCUUAAAGGUUCUAGUCACAAAACCUCACGUGGGCACUAUCAUGGAACCUAUGAAGAGAACCAUAAUUCAGGGGAUGAUUUUGACAAAGAUGAUAUUGAACUUGCACUUACCCUAUCCCUUUCGGAACAAGAUUAUAAAGGGAAAAAAGUAGCUGAUCCUGAAUCUGAAUCCGAAUCCGAAUCUGAACUCGAGGAAGUUGAAUGUAUUGCUAAACUUCAAACAGACGAAGAUGAAGAUGAAGAUGAAGAACCUGCUGAGUUUAUGAUUCCAUCAGAAGAAGAUGAAGAACCUGCUGAGGUUAUACUUCCAUCAGAUGAAGAUGAAGACCUGGCUAGAGUGCUGGCAGACAAAGAAGAACUACUUUCAAGUGUUCAAUUGGAGGAAGAUGAACAGCUUGCCAGGGCUAUUCAAGAAAGUCUGAGCAUGGAGUCUCCUCCCCGUCAUGACAAUGGCAGCAUGUUUCAUCCUUCCUUCUUAUUCUCAUCUGGAUACAGGAUUUGUGCUGGCUGCAACGCUGAGAUUGGCAAUGGAAGGUAUUUGAGUUGUAUGAAUGGUGUUUGGCAUCCAGAAUGCUUUCGCUGCCAUGCUUGUAAUCAGCCAAUUACCGAUCAUGAGUAUUCUAUGUCUAACAAUCACCCUUAUCACAAAUCCUGUUACAAGGAGAGGCAUCAUCCAAGAUGUGAUGUUUGCAGUAGCUUUAUACCAACCAACUCAGCAGGUUUGAUUGAGUACAGGGCACAUCCAUUCUGGCGCCAAAAGUAUUGUCCCGCUCAUGAGCGUGAUGGAACUCCUCGGUGUUGUAGCUGUGAAAGAAUGGAGCCAAGGGACACAAAAUAUUUGUUACUUGAUGAUGGGCGGAAGCUGUGUCUGGAGUGUCUAGACUCUGCAAUUAUGGAUACUCAUGAAUGCCAACCGCUUUAUCUCGAGAUACAAGACUUCUAUGAAGGUUUGAAUAUGAAAGUGGAGCAGCAAAUUCCAAUGCUCUUAGUGGAGAGGCAAGCACUAAAUGAGGCCAUGGAGGGAGAAAAGAAUGGUCAUCAUCAUUUGCCAGAGACUAGAGGUCUUUGCUUAUCAGAAGAACAGACUGUUACCACAAUAUUGAAGAGGCCAAAGAUUGGAGCAGGCUACCGGAUCAUAGACAUGAUAACUGAGCCUUUUAAGCUGGUUCGUCGAUGUGAAGUGACAGCAAUUCUUGUUUUGUAUGGCCUCCCUAGGUUGUUGACAGGGUCAAUUUUGGCUCAUGAGAUGAUGCAUGCUUGGCUCAGACUUAAAGGUUAUCCUAAUCUAAGUCCAGAAGUUGAAGAAGGUAUCUGCCAAGUCUUGGGACACAUGUGGUUGGAUUCUGAGAUGUAUUCGGGAUUGGGAAAUGAUGUUGUUGCUGCCUCUUCAUCAACAUCGUCUUCCUCGUCCUCUUUACCUCCUCCUGGAUCAAGUUCAUCCAAGAAGGGGAAAAGAUCAGACUUUGAGAAGAAAUUUGGUGAAUUUUUCAAACACCAGAUUGAGUCGGAUUCAUCAACGGCAUACGGCGAAGGGUUCAGGAAAGGUAACCAAGCAGUGCUCAAGUAUGGCCUGAAGAGUACACUUGACCAUAUCCGGAUGACUGGAAGCUUUCCAAUUUGACUUGCACAGAAAUAUCUAUAUCUAUAUAUAUCUUAUCUAUAUAUAUAUAUAAUCAGUUUGGCUCCUUCUAAGGGUAAACAGAACCUUGGCCUUAUAAUAUUUUAGUGAAUAGGAUUAGAAAAAUCUAAAUCCCAUUAAAGCUUAUACCUCAUAAGAUAGAAUAAACGACUGAAAAAUGGUCGAUUCCAUAUGUGAAAGAAAACCUUUUGUAAUCUCUUCAGAACUGUUUGCAAUUGCACCGCUACAUAUUAUUUCACUCACAUAAUACUUUGGAGAUGUUUAAAAGAAAAUGUACACAAUAUGAAUAUGGAAUGAGACAUGGCUUGUUUUAUA